Penicillium diatomitis is the source of this 2208-nucleotide messenger RNA. Its product is annotated as Zn(II)2Cys6 transcription factor. The coding region runs from base 1 to 2208 and encodes 735 amino acids. Gene Ontology annotation, molecular function: zinc ion binding; DNA-binding transcription factor activity, RNA polymerase II-specific. Gene Ontology annotation, biological process: regulation of DNA-templated transcription. The transcript is spliced from 3 exons. Lineage: Eukaryota; Fungi; Ascomycota; Eurotiomycetes; Eurotiales; Aspergillaceae. Gene Ontology annotation, cellular component: nucleus. The record is from RefSeq and is a predicted model, not a curated record.
AUGACUUCCUCAUCACGAGCCACAGGGAAGCGGCUUCCAAUCAGCUGUCAGGCCUGUCGUAAUCGAAAAAUUCGAUGCUCCAGAGACGGGCGACCCUGUCAGACCUGUACACGCCGCGGUUUGGGUGCAGAAGACUGUAUCUAUCUGGGCCAGCCUCGUCUUUCCGCCGAGCAGUCCGCCCCGGCAGAUGCGACGGUACAGAAGGAGCUGCUGGCUCGUAUUCGAAACUUGGAAAGUUUGCUUCAAAAACAAGUCCAUUCUCAGUCCGCAACUCCCACGGAAGGGGAAUCGCCAAUUGGGGCCCCGAGUGCGACGGGCAGCUUCACUGAGUCAGAAUUGGGGAUCUCGCUAGAGACAUGGGGCCGGUCUCUUUCUGGAAACAUUGGCACCCUUCACACAUCGCAAUCAGGUCAUGUUCGAUAUGUACCACUCGCUUCACAAUGGGAAUCUGUCGUGGCGAAGAGUCCCGCUGCAGACUGCCUACGAGGAUCUGAUGCCGACUUUGCGGACGAGGACGAUCUGCAGCUUCCAUUCGCGAAGGAUGGAAGCAUUUCUCGAGCUGAAAUUCUGGCAUUGCUACCCCCGGGCCGCACCGCUCGCGAACAUUAUACGCUCACCGGACUGACACUCAAUCAGGUUUUCCACAUUUUACAUGAUCUUACAUUUGACGCGGAAUAUCAACAAUUCUGCCAUGAUCCCAGCAGCGUGUCGACGGCUUGGUUAGCUCUUCUUUUUGCUAUCCUCGCUAUUGCAAUCAGCGCCCUCAACGACGAUGAUCCGAUGCUGGCUGAUCUUGGUAGAGAGCGCACUGUCAGUCGCAAUAUCAAAGUCAUCUCUGCACGUUACAGGUCUGCAGCACUACGGUGUCUCGCUGCGGACGGAGUCAUGACACGCGCGUCAAUUAGUUCUCUUCAAGCCCUUGUUCUCAUCAGCUAUGCCCGGUUGCAUCGAGGCCUUUCUUUCUGGACUCUUCUUGGCUUCACGCAACAUGUUGCCAUCUCAAUGGGCUGUCAUAUCGACCCUGAAAGGUUCAGCCUGGGCCUCAUUGAGCGUGAAGAACGACGUCGAGUAUGGGCUGGCUUGAAGACACUCUAUACCAUUCAAAAUACUUCCUUUGGAAGCCUUGAUCAGACGCUCUUGUCACAUGAUGUCAAGAUGCCCGCAGAUGUCGACGAUGUUGAUCUCCUCACUAUGCCGAAGAUGCCCGCAACCUCUGACGCUUGCUCUCCUCGCAUCACUCGUCCUACACAAAUGACCUUUUUGCUGAUCUCAAGCCGCCUUCAUAAAAUUUCCAAUCGUGUUUGCGAUUUCAUUUUCACAUACCCCCAGUCCCGUUUUUCUAUCUCUCAUCUCGAAGCCGAAGUUCUCGCUGUCCGUGAACUCUGUGAAGCGAGGUACAGCACCGAAUCCUCUCGCGACUGUCUUUCCAUCCAACACCAAGCGAAUGCCAAAAUCCUCGACGCUCACAUGCACCAGUUACUUCUCCUAUUACUUCGACCCACCCUUUGCCAGUUCUUGCAAGGUGAAAUCACUCCGGAGACAUGCGAGGCUCGUGAGAAAUGCAUGACAUCUGCAAAGGCCGCAUUGUCCAUUUUCCAGUCACUUUUGCAGGAUUCGAAAUUUGCCCCAUAUCGAUGGUACACCAGUGGUCUCGGCAGUUUUCACGCAUUCCAUGCGUCUGUUGUGCUGGCCGUUGGUCUGUUGAACCCUGUGGAUCAAGCCGAAUUUGAUGAGACUAAGGAGAUCCUUCGCAAAGCAUUGGAGAUGUUUGCCUCGCUCUCGGUACGAAGCACUUUCUGCAGUAAAGCCAUGCCUAUUGUGCGGCAGAUAAUCGAAGUGACGUCCGCACAAUAUCAGCAAACCAAACGACAAGAGACGACCCUUCGAGCACAAAUACAAGCACAAGCACAUCUCGCCUCUCAAACGAUCGGCAAUCAGCAGCAGCAGCAAAGUUUCGAAUCAAUCUCUCCCUCAGUGACACCAAUGACUUUGACGGACAGCUUCAUGUUCACACAUGCUCACUCGCGAUCUCACUCACAAGCGAACUCGCCCGUCCCAACCGUGGCUUCUUCCUGCAGCGAGCCUACCGUGUCCUCCAGUUUUGGAAUGCAUUUACAUCCACAGCAUUGGCUGGCUCCGACAUCUGUCCCGUGGGAUACGCUUGGCGCGUCGAUCGGGCAAUAUAAGUUUGAGCCGGAUACUUUAUAA